Messenger RNA from [Candida] anglica, 1410 nucleotides. Lineage: Eukaryota; Fungi; Ascomycota; Pichiomycetes; Serinales; Debaryomycetaceae. The record is from the annotation of a GenBank genome assembly.
AUUUGAGGUAUCCCCCGUCAGAGAAGGAGAGAUACACCACCAGCCAUCUGACACAGCAUACACCUGCCACGCCAGAGCUGACAUUCCCCAUAAAUAGAACCAUAGAAGGAGAUCCUUAGAGUGACCCCAAAAAAAAAGGAAGAUAAAAGAGAAACAAACAGAAACAUGUAUAGUGCAGUUGCUGCUCAGAGUGUAACUCCAGGAGGCGGUGCUGCUUCCCACGAUGCCACGGGUACGGGGGCAUCCAAGGGAAAUGCGGGCCCCGUCCCGGGCCCCGGCACGAGCACCGCUCCACCCGGGAUUUCCAGUGGGAAGAAUGCAUUGAAUGAUGAUCAAAUCUACCAAUGGACUGCUGAAUUGGUCAGUGGAUCCAACCGAGAACGAGCUCUUUUAGAGUUGGGCAAAAAGAGAGAACAAUACGACGACCUUGCGUUGGUAUUGUGGAACUCCUUUGGGGUCAUGACCGUGUUACUUGAGGAGAUUGUGUCUGUGUACCCCUUUUUAAAUCCACAAGUACUCACGGCCUCGGUAUCCAAUCGGGUUUGUAAUGCACUUGCUCUCUUGCAAUGUGUUGCAUCCAACGUCCAAACCAGAGGCUUGUUCCUCAAUGCCAACCUCCCACUUUAUCUCUACCCAUUCUUGUCGACAAACUCACGUCAACGUUCAUUUGAAUAUCUUCGAUUGACCAGUUUGGGUGUGAUUGGCGCCUUGGUCAAGAAUGAUACCCCUGAGGUAAUCAAUUUCUUGCUCACCACCGAGAUUGUUCCCUUGUGCUUGAAUAUCAUGGAGAUUUCGUCGGAACUUUCGAAAACAGUGGCCAUUUUCAUAUUACAAAAAAUUCUUUUGGAUGACCAAGGCUUGUCGUAUGUGUGCACCACGUACGAGAGGUUCCAUACUGUUUCGUCUGUGUUGGCCAAGAUGAUUGACCAGCUCAGUACGGCAACCGUCAAUGCUGCUGGAACUGCUGCCGCUACCACCACCACCGCCACCAACAACAACAACAACGCCUCUUCUUCUAGCACCACCAACGGAGCCGCUCCUCCUUCGCAAGCACAACCGUCCAACUCUCUGGGAAGACUCUUGAAGCACGUGGUCCGCUGCUACAUGCGGUUAUCGGACAACUUGGAGGCAAGAAAGGCGUUGGCAAAUAUUUUACCCGAGCCUUUGAGAGAUGGCACGUUUUCAAUAAUUUUACAAGAUGAUGCGGCCACAAAGAGAUGUUUGGCACAAUUGUUGUCAAACAUCAGCGAGCAGCAACAGUAGAGAGAGAGAGGAGAGCGAGGAGAGGAGAGGAGAGGAGAGGAGAGGAGAGGAGAGGAGAGGAGAGAGGGGAGAUGAUUGUAACAUAUAGGUUUAGUUUCAUGGCAUGUAUAUUUAAUGUACGAUAGUACGAGCAGAAGUUAUUUACAU